AUGGCAAUAGCAGCCAUCUCCAUCUCAACAUCUCUAAACAUUAUUGCCACGUCCUUGGUUGCCUACAGAAUUAUAGUCGCCCAGAAGGCGCUCUCGAAAGCGCUUCCGGGUCGUAGCAUUGGUAUCUACACCCGAGCAGCCCGAGUAGUCGUAGAAUCCGCUCUCCCUUUGACGCUGUCUGGAUUGCUUUUUGUCAUUUUCUCCCCCUUGGAGUGGUCCCUAAGACCAACAACUGGAUUCUCCGACUUUGGAGUACAAUCAUUAGUAACCAGCCAAUUGUUCUCCACCUUAUACACCACCUUCGCCGCGCUCUCACCCCAAAUGAUCAUCUUUCGAGUCACAGUCGCUCGCUCGCACCUUCAACAAGAAGAUCUGGACUCAUCGAUCGGCCCAGACAGAGAGCCAUUGGGCGACCUCGAAUUCGACCAUGGUCCGGCGCAAGAUUCGUCUUUCAGCCAGGAUCCUCACUCCACCGAUCUUGAGGAAGGAUCUGUCCCAGCCCAAGGUUUGGACGGAGAGAUCCAGCGAGAUGCAGUGGGAGACGGAGGUUCGACCACCCUGCGAAAUCGUGCACGGGCAGGAGAGUGGGAGGAUCCGGAUAUCCUCGAAGAACCACGAAUGCGGGACGAUUUGGCCAUCCCAAUUCCUAGUCGUCCACGAGACGAUACCGGGACAGCCGCUUUGGUUUAG
Molecule: messenger RNA, 690 nt
Organism: Coprinopsis cinerea okayama7#130
Lineage: Eukaryota; Fungi; Basidiomycota; Agaricomycetes; Agaricales; Psathyrellaceae
Exons: 2
Coding region: 1-690 (229 amino acids)
Source: RefSeq, a predicted model, not a curated record